Molecule: messenger RNA, 1746 nt
Organism: Protobothrops mucrosquamatus (brown spotted pit viper)
Lineage: Eukaryota; Metazoa; Chordata; Lepidosauria; Squamata; Viperidae
Gene: CSRNP1
Product: cysteine and serine rich nuclear protein 1
Exons: 4
Coding region: 1-1746 (581 amino acids)
Biological process (GO): regulation of transcription by RNA polymerase II
Cellular component (GO): nucleus
Molecular function (GO): DNA-binding transcription factor activity, RNA polymerase II-specific; sequence-specific DNA binding
Source: RefSeq, a predicted model, not a curated record
AUGACAGGAGUGCUAAAGCGGAAACAUGAUGAAUUGGAAGAUGAUCUUUCACACAUCUUCUCUUUAUCUACAUCUUCUCCUUUCUCAUCCUCUUCAGCUUUGUCAGGUUGGGAAUCUGACGAAGAAAACAGCCAAGGAGGCCUCCAGCCCACCUUGGCCUUAAACAUGGAUUUCACCCCCAAGUCCAUCCUGAAGAAAAGCAAGCGGUUGAGACAGAACAAUGUCACAUUUGACCGGGUCACUGUCUUCUACUUCCCGCGUUGCCAAGGAUUCACCACCGUGUCUAGCUGUGGGGGCUGCACCUUGGGGAUGGCUAGGAAGCAUGGCUUCUCCCGGGAAUUCACCGUGUCGGAGUUUUGCAAGCAGCAGAAGAUCAACCGCCUUGAGAAGCUGAAGGACAGGCUGAAAGAAGAGAGACUUGAAGCCCUUAAAUCGAAACUCACUAUGAACGGUACGAAGGUGUCUGAGGAAGCGAAGCGGCUGACCAUAGAGGACAUCUCAGUGGACGAUGUGGAUAUCAGUAAUGUGGAUCUGGAGAACGGCUUCUUCCUCCAGCCUUACACCACCAAGAAGAGGCGGGCCUUGCUCAAGGCCAUGGGGGUGAAGAAGAUUGACAAGGAGGAGAAACGGCAGUUGCAAAGGAUUCGUCGUUCUCGGAAAAAGUGCGGCUGUAACUGCCAAGAGUUUUGUGACCCCGAUACCUGUAGCUGCAGUGUGGCAGGAAUUAAAUGCCAGAUGGAUUACACCUCUUUUCCUUGUGGUUGCACCAGAGAUGGUUGUGGGAACACAGAGGGGAGAAUUGAGUUCAACCAACCUCGGGUGCACACCCACUUCCUCCACACCGUCAUGAGGCUGGAGUUGGAAGAGAGGCAGCAAAACAGCGAGUCUGAGCUACCCUUCAGGGACCAUAUUCACCCAUUUAUCUAUCCGGUCAAGAAGGCUUCCUACGAGGAAAGGGCCGUCUCGCUGAUGCCCGUCUUCAAGUUCAGCAGCACCUUGGAGACUGUGGGCGAGAACAGCUGCAGUAGCAACACAACCGACUCGUCGGUGUCGUCCAAUCAAACCGAGGAUUUGGAAGAGUCGUACGGAACUCACCCGUCUGAGAAGUUGCAAUUGGACAUCGAUGACAAUAGCCUGGCCCGGAUCCUCCACUUCAACGAUUCGGAUGCAGAAGAAGACAGCAGUGGUGUUGGCCACUGCCAGGAUAAUCUGAGUUCUUUCCACCCUUCUGGUUUCUUUAGUGUGGAAGUAGAAUACCAGUGUGCUACCAACCCUGCUGGAGAGAUGGGCUCCAGCGGUGGUUUUGGCUAUUCAUCAGACAUCACCGAAUACUUGGAUGAGAAUGCCAACCAGGGGCCAAGCGGUCUCCUUGAGGAGAUCUCCAUUGAGCAGGAUGAAGAGAGUGCCAGCUUUUCUCCAUCUUCCUCUGAAGAACUGGAGUCCAAGAACUACAUGGAUCUGAGCUUCUCCGAUUCUCUAGAAUUUUUCCAGUCCUUUUCAGAUUACAACCUGGGACCUCUUUAUAACUCCUUGAAGGAGUAUGAGGACGUGGACAACUUUACCGUUUGGCAGCUGCAAUUUCCAAAUCUCCCCAGCUUCUCUCAACCUGCAGAUCAGAGCAGCUGUUUUCUGGAGUCCUUGAUUGGGUUGUCUGAAUCUGUCCCAGAAAUCCCUGCAUCUUUUUCAGACAGCCAGCUUCUUGAAGAUACCAUUAACUCAUCUCUAGUGGAGACCAUGAAGGUUUAA